GUUUUUGAGAGGUCAGUUGAGUUGAGGCGAUAAGGGGCGAGGAAGAAAUCAAGCGACUACCGACGCACUUCGCAACUCUUUUGAUGAUGGGCUUUUCCACCAUUAGCAGUUCUUGCUGCGGCGUGGGCUGGAGAAACUCGAGCUUGUUUACGCCCCUCAAUUUCGCAAUCUCCAAUGGAGCUGCUUCAUCUCAAAAGCAAUCCCCCAAAUUCAUCUCAGCUCACGCUUCUGCUUCUUCAUCUACAGAUCCUUUGUUGGUCAAGGCUGCAAGAGGGGAGCCGGUAAACCGUCCUCCUGCAUGGAUGAUGCGUCAAGCAGGAAGGUACAUGGCUGUUUAUAGAAAGCUUGCAGAGAAAUAUCCAUCCUUCAGAGAGAGAUCAGAGACGACUGAUCUCAUUGUGCAAAUUUCUUUGCAGCCAUGGGAAGCUUUCCGUCCCGAUGGAGUUAUUAUUUUCUCUGACAUACUUACCCCACUACCUGCAUUUGGUGUUCCUUUUGAUAUAGAGGAUGUGAGAGGUCCGGUGAUACAGUCUCCCAUUCGUUCCGAAGAGGACUUGAAAGUGUUGCACCCUAUCGAUUUGGAGAAACUACAGUUUGUCGGUGAUUCUCUUAAGAUACUGCGGAAAGAGGUAGGGGAACAAGCUGCAGUUUUGGGCUUUGUUGGAGCUCCUUGGACAAUUGCUACAUACAUCGUUGAAGGUGGGACAACUCGAACGUAUAAAACAAUAAAGAGCAUGUGUCAUACGUCACCCACUUUGCUAAGGAGUCUUCUGUCACAUCUUACAAAGGCAAUAGCUGAAUACGUCAUCUACCAAGUAGAGUCUGGAGCUCAUUGCAUACAGAUAUUUGAUUCGUGGGGUGGUCAAUUGCCACCUCAUAUGUGGGAAAUGUGGUCUAAGCCUUACAUCGAUGAGAUAGUGAGAACAGUGAAGCAGAAAUGCCCUCAAACCCCUCUUGUACUCUAUAUCAAUGGAAAUGGUGGAUUUUUAGAACGGAUGAAAGGAACUGGAGUUGAUGUGAUCGGGCUCGACUGGACAGUGGAUAUGGCUGAUGGAAGGAAACGGUUGGGUAGUGACAUUUCUAUACAAGGAAAUGUGGAUCCUGCCUGUCUAUUUUCUCCUCUUCCUGCCAUAACCAAUGAAAUCAAAAGGGUCAUAAGCAGUGCAGGGACGAAAGGCCACAUUCUGAACCUGGGCCAUGGAGUUCUUGUUGGUACACCGGAGGAUGCAGUGGCUCAUUUCUUCGAUGUUGCAAGAAGCUUUGAUUAUGAUUCCAGAGUUCAAAACCGUGCAGCCGGGGAACCCAAUUUGGUAGCUUGAGAGUCCAGUUUUGUUGUACAAAUAGACUGUUCUUCCCAGGUAUGAGCUAACUAAUCAGUUUUUUUUCCAGCAUAGUUUUUUGGUAAUAUUUAUUCAUCAUUGUAUCGAAGAACCAUAUGCACUUGCACAUGAUGAGCCCACUCUAUUUGAUUAAAUUUCAUAGUUUCAAUUUCUUUGGUGCCUCAA
Salvia splendens (bonfire salvia) is the source of this 1505-nucleotide messenger RNA. RefSeq names its product uroporphyrinogen decarboxylase 1, chloroplastic. The coding region runs from base 84 to 1319 and encodes 411 amino acids. Gene Ontology annotation, biological process: porphyrin-containing compound biosynthetic process. NCBI's taxonomy places the organism in Eukaryota, Viridiplantae, Streptophyta, Magnoliopsida, Lamiales, Lamiaceae. Gene Ontology annotation, molecular function: uroporphyrinogen decarboxylase activity. The record is from RefSeq and is a predicted model, not a curated record. The transcript is spliced from 6 exons.